UCAUCCCCAAUGUUUUCAAUAUUUAUAAAAAUUAUCUUGAUUUUACCAAGUAUUGCAACUAAAACAAAUAAUAUAGACAUAAAAUCAUGGAGAUCUGCUCAAACUUUUGAUGGAUUUGGUGCAGUCAGUGGUGGAGGGGCGACUUCUAAACUUUUGUUCACAUAUUUCUCGGAGAAAAGUGAUAGAAAACAAGUUUUAGAGAGCCUUUUCAAUAAAGAUAAUGGUCUACAACUGCUGAAAGUUGAAAUGGGUGGUGACGACCAAAGUACUGAAGGCACCGAAUCAUCACACGAAUCCGAAAAAGGAAAGAUUUCAAAAAAUAAUUAUGAAUUUCAAUUAAUAAGUGAAGUUCGUGAAAUUAAUCCGACAAUUCCAAUUUGUGUACUUCCAUGGGCAUUUCCUGGAUGGAUUGGUAAUACGCCAUAUGAUAAUGUGACAGAAACUGCAGAAUAUGUUGUGAAUUGGUUGAAAAUCGGAAGAGACACCUGGAAUUUUGAUACAUUUUGUGUUGGAGUUUGGAAUGAGAGAAAUUUCUCAGAGAGCUAUGUUAAGGAACUUCGAAAAAUUCUCAAUCUCAAUGGUUUCAAUGAGACUCUGAUUGUGGCUGGUGAAGGAUUUCGAAUGGAUGACAGUUAUUCAAGACUUCUUGACAAACGAUUUAUCAAUGAAUAUGACAUUAUAGGAGUUCAUUACCCAGGCGGUCGAAUUCCUGAAAAUGUUCAAAAAAGUGGUAAAGUCAUUUGGGCAAGCGAAGAUUAUAGUACAGACAACAGGGACACCGGGGAAGGAUGUAUGGCGAGAACUAUGAAUUGGAAUUUUAUAAAUGGAAAUAUUACUGGAAUGAUUUCUUGGCAUUUAAUGUCUGCGUUUUAUCCUCAACUCCCUUGGUAUAGAUGUGGUCUCGCACGGAUUGAUGAGAAUAAGUUUCAAACUGAAAAAGCUUUUCAUGUUCUAAAAUACAUUACUUCUCAUGUUAAGCGAGGAUGGAAGAUUUUAAGAGAAAGUAGUGGUAGAUUUGAUGGUGGAGGAACAUAUGUCACUUAUACAAAUGGAAAAGAUUCCACCAUUUUUGUAGAAACCAUGAGUUACAAGAAAUCUUUAUGCGAAUAUUCAUCUCCACGGCCAUACCAUGUCAAGCCAAGUCAACUUAUUCGAUUUAAAUUCUCUGAAAUUCCAUCAUUUCAAGGAUUAAAUAUGUCAUUAAACUUUGGACCUUCAAAGUUCUUUUCAAAAUCUGUCAAUUCUACAAUUACCAUUCUUCUUCCUGUUAAUUCAUUUGGAAUACUCACUACACUUCCAGUUUCAACUCCGAAAAGAGUUACUAUAAAAACACCAUUGGUUCCUUUGAAUUAUCACGACGACUUUGAAAAUUAUGAAUUCGACGAGGAGCCAAAGUUUUGGAUGCCACAAAAAGGAUCAUGGGUGGUACGAAAUGGACGGGCGGUACAGAAAGUGACACGCCCAUCAAUUAGUUGGUGCACCUCACACAUUCGAACUCCAUAUGCAGUUAUGGCGUAUCGAAAGAAGAAUAGUAUUCUAAACGCCGAGGUCAAUAUUCCAAAACACUCAACAGCUAAAUCCAUCAUUCUAGGUAUAAGGAGUAAUUGUAGUGGAUGUGACAUAGAAGUAAUAAACUGUCGUGGAAUAUUUGUUGAGAUUGAAUUUUCAAAUAAAAAAGUAACUAUAUUUUCCGAUUUCGUUGACCGUUCAAUAAUUGCUGAAUUCAAAGCACGAAGAAAAGUAGAAUUUGGAAAGUUUUAUAAAUUCUCAAUUCAUUUACUGGACUCGCAUCUCUUCAUAAAAUUCGGAAAUCAUCAUGUGAUGACUUCAGUGGAAAUUCCAGAAGAACAAUUAAAUAAGACAAAUAAUGACACUUUAUUCGUGAUUGGCACUGGAAAUUUUGGCAUCUCCGAAUGGGAUAAUAUUUCAACAGAUUAUUUUCACUGAGGCUGAUUAAUUACAUUCAAAAAGUAUUUAAUAUUGCUUGGGCAUGUUUCUAUUAAAAUAAAUGUACCAUUUUAU
Molecule: messenger RNA, 2022 nt
Organism: Caenorhabditis elegans
Lineage: Eukaryota; Metazoa; Nematoda; Chromadorea; Rhabditida; Rhabditidae
Gene: C29E4.10
Product: Putative galactocerebrosidase
Exons: 11
Coding region: 10-1947 (645 amino acids)
Biological process (GO): galactosylceramide catabolic process
Molecular function (GO): galactosylceramidase activity
Source: RefSeq, marked reviewed